Penicillium lagena is the source of this 786-nucleotide messenger RNA. RefSeq names its product NADH-quinone oxidoreductase Pst2. Lineage: Eukaryota; Fungi; Ascomycota; Eurotiomycetes; Eurotiales; Aspergillaceae. The transcript has 5 exons. The record is from RefSeq and is a predicted model, not a curated record. Gene Ontology annotation, molecular function: FMN binding; NAD(P)H dehydrogenase (quinone) activity. The coding region runs from base 1 to 786 and encodes 261 amino acids.
AUGGCUCCCAAGGUUGCUAUCAUCUACUAUUCUAUGUACGGCCACAUCCUGGAGUUGGCUAAAGCCGAAAAGAAGGGCAUUGAGUCCGCUGGUGGCCAGGCCAAUAUCUACCAGACCGCCGAGACCCUUAGCGACGAAAUUCUCGCCAAUCUGAACGCUCCCCAGAAGUCCAACUAUCCCGUUGUUGAGGCUUCCGACCUUCUCCAAUACGAUGCCGUCCUUUUCGGAAUCCCCACCUGUUACGGUAACUUCCCUGCUCAGUGGAAGACCUUCUGGGACAAAACCGGAAGCAUCUGGGCCACCGGUGGCUACUGGGGCAAAUACGCUGGUCUCUUCGUCUCCUCUUGUACUCUACGUGGUGGGCAAGAGUCGGCGGCGAUUGCCACCAUGAGCACUCUUUCUCACCAUGGCUUCAUCUACGUCGCUUUGGGUUAUAAGAACGUUUACCCCCUCCUGACCAACUUGGAGGAUAUUCACGGUGGCAGUGCCUGGGGUGCCCAUACUUUCGUCGGUGCCGACGGCUCCAGGCAGCCCACAGCCCUCGAACUCCAGAUUGCGGAGGCCCAUGGCAAGGCCUUCUAUGAGGCCGCCGCCAAGGCCCACUACCUUACGGACCAGAGUUUCUUCCAUGACGAGGUUUUUGAACUAAUCCGAAAACAGGCUAGAGAAUCGCAGGGAUCCUCCAUCCCCUCUAUUCUCUUCGUCCUCUACAUCGCCUUGCUAUACGAGGAGCUUAAGGUGCUAUGGGUAGCGGUAAUUGGUUUUGCUGCAAUAAAAACGGAGUAG